AUGCGAUGGCUGAUUGUGGCCGGCACGGUUGGUAACGUACUCGCUUUGGUAUUCAUGAGUAAUUCGACGGAAUUCUAUCAGUCCUUUCUAUCUUUCAGUGUCCUUGGAGGUGUGUCUGCCUCUCUGUUAUACAAUCCAGCCCUAUCAGCGAUCGGACAUUGGUUUCAUAAGAGACGGGGUCUAGCAAUCGGCCUUGCGUGCACGUCAGGAGGCUUCGGCGGAGUAUGGAUGCCGCUCAUCAUCUUACAUGUAGCCCCGGCCAUUGAAUUCGCGUGGUCAAUCCGUGUUAUCGCGCUUAUUUGCGCAGUUCACGGUAUGAUUGCGUCCUUUUUACUUACCAAGAGACUUCCACCUACAGCUGGAGCAGAAUCUUCUAUCGAUUUCAAGGCACUAAAAGACAUAAACUACGCUGCAGUAACCAUUGGCAUGGUCAUGGUCGAGUUUGCGAUAUUUCUACCUAUUACGUAUAUAUGCUCGUAUGCAAUUUACUCGGACUUUGGAUUCAUGGAUGCAUAUCUCCUCAACGCAAUUCUCAAUGCGGCUGCUAUCCCCGGACGAUUCCUUCCGAACUACAUCGCUGAUCGGUUUGGUGUCUUAAAUACGAUGUGCACUAUCUGCUUUUUCUGCAUGGCGUCAAUAUUUUGCCUAUGGCUACCGGCAAAAGGAAACAAGCCCAUGACGAUAGCAUUCACGGCGAUUUAUGGCUUUUGGUCCGGAGCUUCAGUCAGUCUUGCUCCUGUAGCUAUUGCCCUUGUAUGCAGAACUGAGGAUCUCGGUAAGCGGAAUGGAACUGCAUAUACUAUCACCAGUUUCGGCACGUUGAUUGGAAUCCCCAUUGGAGGUGCAAUUUUAGGUGCAGAUAACGGAUCUUACCAAGGUCUUACUAUUUUUUCGGGACUUGCGUAUGUUCUGUCUCUUGUAGUGUAUAUCUUUUGUCGCUUCCGGAUACGAUCUUAA
Messenger RNA from Fusarium venenatum, 957 nucleotides. RefSeq names its product major facilitator superfamily domain-containing protein. Gene Ontology annotation, biological process: transmembrane transport. The record is from RefSeq and is a predicted model, not a curated record. Gene Ontology annotation, cellular component: membrane. NCBI's taxonomy places the organism in Eukaryota, Fungi, Ascomycota, Sordariomycetes, Hypocreales, Nectriaceae. Gene Ontology annotation, molecular function: transmembrane transporter activity.